UGUGAUUAAAUGUCACGUUUUCUUUCUUGAAAAUAUAUCCAAAUUAAUUUAUAUGUAAACAAAGGACUCAAUCGUCAUGGAAUAAUUUGAAUAUAAGUCUUAAGCAAAUAGUACUUAAUUACAAUCAUUGAAUUAUUUCUAAGGUCUGAAUUUCGAAAAGAAAAGCAAAGUACAGAGGGAAAUCACAAUGAAAAUUUUUCGAUUUCCACUACUAGCUGAAAAUUGGAUUUAAACAUAGUUGGACUGGCAAAUAUCUGAUAUCACAGGGAGUGAAGUUGUGACAAUGAAUUCUUCAUAUUUGAUAAAUUCAAAUUUAGUGAAUUAUCUUAUAUAAUUUUCUUAGUAAGAUAAGUGGUUAGUUACCUGAAAUGUGUAUUGCAGUGUAAUUGAAAUAAGUGAAAGAAACUUCUUGAGAUGAAGCAGCAAAGUUUGGAAGAUGACGAGAAUGAUAAUAUCGUUUUUAGGAGGGUUGCUUCAGCUGUAUUCUAUGGAGUGGCAUCCUUCAUGAUAACAGUAGUCAAUAAAACAGUUUUAACUACUUACAGCUUUCCAUCCUUUCAGGUUUUAGGCAUUGGACAAAUGAUAACAACUAUUGUAGUCUUAUUCAUAGCUAAAAAAUUGAGAAUUAUGAAUUUUCCCAAUUUUCAACUUGGAACCUUCAAACAAAUUUUUCCUCUGCCGUUAUUUUAUAUAGGAAAUAUGAUUUUUGGUCUCGGAGGUACCAAAGAAUUGAGUUUACCAAUGUUCACUGCUCUGAGGAGAUUUUCAAUUUUAAUGACAAUGAUAUUAGAAUUCUAUUUAUUGGGAGUAUUUCCUGUAUUUAGUGUACAGAUAAGUGUAUACACUAUGAUUAUAGGAGCAUUAUUGGCAACAAGUGAUGAUUUAGCUUUUAACCUGCAUGGUUACAUAUAUAUUUUAUUAAAUGAUCUUUUAACAGCUACCAAUGGUGUUUAUACUAAAAAAAAACUGGACUCGAGAGAAUUAGGGAAAUAUGGUCUAAUGUAUUAUAAUUCGUUAUUUAUGAUUGGUCCAGCAAUUGUAAUUUCCUAUUGUUCAGGAGACAUUGAAGCAAUUUCUAAUUUCAAGGAUUGGAAUAAUCCGAUUUUUUUAGCUCAAUUUAUAAUAUCAUGUAUUAUGGGUUUCAUUCUUUCAUAUAGUGUUAUGCUGUGUACACAUUAUAACUCUGCUUUAACAACCACUAUCAUAGGUUGUUUAAAGAACAUAUCUGUGACAUACUUAGGUAUGAUUAUUGGGGGAGACUAUGUUUUCUCUUGGAUUAAUUUCUUAGGAUUAAACAUAAGUGUAAUAGGAAGCCUUAUAUAUACAUAUGUAACAUUCAGAAAAAAAGAAACCAAAGUUCCUUAUGUUCCUUUAAAAAAUGAGAACAAAGAUAACAUUGUAUAACAUUGCAAUCAAUCCUAGUGAUAAUUCCCAAGUUGCAAUUAGAAAAUCAAAGAUGACAUUGUACCGAAAAAAUAAGCAAAUCCUUAAUGCUGUGAUUUAUUUACAUAUGUAUUUGUUAACUUGUGGAUUUUUUAGCUUUCUCGUGCCAUUAUAUUUAAUUAUAUAUGUUCAGAUUUCUCCUCAAAUUAAUUCUACAUGCAUAUAUAGAAUGUAUUUUCAUCUAGAAUGUUUGCAAUUGUAAAUAAAUCUGAAUAAAUAUUGCCAGUGUAUUUUAA
Coccinella septempunctata (seven-spotted ladybird) is the source of this 1679-nucleotide messenger RNA. Its product is annotated as UDP-sugar transporter UST74c. The record is from RefSeq and is a predicted model, not a curated record. The transcript has a single exon. Lineage: Eukaryota; Metazoa; Arthropoda; Insecta; Coleoptera; Coccinellidae. Gene Ontology annotation, molecular function: antiporter activity; GDP-fucose transmembrane transporter activity. Gene Ontology annotation, cellular component: Golgi apparatus. Bases 415 to 1404 code for a protein of 329 amino acids.